Messenger RNA from Hordeum vulgare subsp. vulgare (domesticated barley), 2152 nucleotides. Its product is annotated as trans-cinnamate:CoA ligase, peroxisomal-like. Bases 194 to 1897 code for a protein of 567 amino acids. The transcript has a single exon. Lineage: Eukaryota; Viridiplantae; Streptophyta; Magnoliopsida; Poales; Poaceae. The record is from RefSeq and is a predicted model, not a curated record.
ACGCUUAUAAAUAAAGCAGGUAGCCUCUCCGCUCCACACAGAACACCCACCCACCAUUCUUGCUCCUGGGCUCCUGGCGAGCUUUCAUUUCUCCUUGUCUGCUCAGGUACAGACAUCAGAUCGGAUCAGACCACCCAUUGAUCUAGCUUGAUCCUUCACACGUGACGAAUCAAUCAACUUCUGACCAAUCGCCAUGGAAAGCUUGCCCAAGCGCGACGCCAACCACGUGCCGCUGAGCCCGGUCACCUUCCUGCCGCGCGCCGCCGCCGUUUACGCGGACCGCACCUCCGUCAUCUGCGGCGGCACCGCCUUCACCUGGCGCCACACGCACGACCGCUGCGUCCGCCUGUCCGCCGCGCUGCAGGCGCUCGGCGUCGCCCGGAACGACGUCGUCUCCGUGCUCGCGCCCAACACCCCCGCGCUCUACGAGAUGCACUUCGCGGUGCCCAUGGCCGGGGGUGUCGUAAACGCCAUCAACACCCGCCUCGACGCCGCCGGCGUCGCCACCAUCCUCCGCCACGCAGCGCCCAAGCUCCUCUUCAUCGACUACCAGUACAUCCGCGUCGCCACCGACGCGCUCAAGAGCAUGAUGGACACAGCGUUGCCGCUGCUGGUCGUCAUUGACGACAUCGAAGCGCCGACCGGGGCGCGGCUGGGCGAGCUGGAGUACGAGGGUCUGGUGGCGCGCGGCGACCCGGGCAGGCACCCGCCGCGCGAGGUGGUGGACGAGUGGGACGCCGUCGCGCUCAACUACACCUCCGGCACCACGUCCGCGCCCAAGGGCGUCGUGUACAGCCACCGGGGCGCUUACCUCAGCACGGUGGGAUUGCUUCUCCAGUGGGGAGUCGGCCACGAGCCGGUCUACCUCUGGUCGCUUCCCAUGUUCCACUGCAACGGCUGGACCUUCACGUGGGGCAUUGCGGCGCGCGGCGGCGCCAACGUCUGCGUCCGCGCGCCGACGGCCGACGCCAUGUACUCCGCCAUCACCGACCACGGCGUCACACACAUGUGCGUCGCGCCCGUGCUUUUCAACGUCCUCCUCGACGCCCACCGCGACCCGCUGCCCCGCGCCGUCGAGGUGCUCACGGGCGGCGCCCCGCCGCCGGCCGCGCUGCUCGAACGCGUGGAGAGGCUCGGCUUCCACGUCACGCACGCCUACGGCAUGACCGAGGCGACCGGCCCGGCCAUGGUCUGCGAGUGGCGGGAGCGGUGGGACGCGCUGCCGGCGCCGGAGCGGGCUGCGCUCAAGGCGCGUCAGGGUGUGAGCGCGAUCUCCCUCGCCGGGGCCGACGUGAAGGACCUCAAGACCAUGGUGAGCGUGCCCCGUGACGGCACCACCCUCGGCGAGAUCGUGCUGCGCGGGAGCAGCGUGAUGAAGGGGUACUACAAGAACCCAGAGGCCACGGACGCAGCGUUCCGCGGCGGGUGGUUCCUGACCGGCGAUGUGGGCGUGGUGCACCUAGACGGGUACGUUGAGAUCAAGGACCGGUCCAAGGACGUGAUCAUCUCCGGCGGCGAGAACAUCAGCAGCGUGGAGGUGGAGGCGGCGCUGUACGGCCACCCGGCUGUGCAGGAGGCGGCGGUGGUCGCCAUGCCGCACCCGCACUGGGGCGAGGCGCCGUGCGCCUUCGUCACGCUGAAGAAGGAGUUCGACUCCGGCGCCGGCGAGGUGAGCGAGGAGGAGCUGGUGGCCUUCUGCCGGAGCAAGAUGGCGCACUUCAUGGUGCCUGGGAAGGUGGUGUUCGUGGACGAGCUGCCCAAGAACGCCACGGGCAAGGUGCAGAAGCUGGCGCUGCGCGAGAGGGCGCGCGGGCUCAGGCCCAGGCCCAGAGGCUCCGACAAGAAGAAGCCCGGCACCACCCGGCCCGCCACGUUAACCGCACUGUCCAGGCUUUGAAUUCUUGUCUGCUGACGUGGCCUGGAGUAACAGCGCUCGGCCAGUCGACCUCCCGUGAAUAAGUAGACUCAAGACAAUAUAGUGGUUGUUUAUUUAUUUUGAGCAAAUAUGUUAGUUAUUUAAUUAUUUUGAGAAAAGCAUGUCGGUAAUUUUGAGUUGGUAAUUAAGCAAAAAAUGUUUGAGAAUGCACAGUGAAAUGAAACUUUUGGAUGGUGUGGCCAUUUUCAUAAUAUACCUUAUCAAGUCUCAUGUGUA